ACUGAAACGUCAAAUGAAACAAACAACCUCAGAUACCUACGAAUUUAUUAUCUAAUUGUGUUUGUGAAGUAAACAAUAUACAAUUUGAAAAGUUAGCGGUAAGCUAAGACAUUAUAACGCUAGGAAUAAAACUAUUAUACUUUGUACACAAGAACGGAAAUGGCUUCUGAAGUAAUUUACAAAAAUAUUGACAACGCUUGUGAAACAGCCGAAGAAUUCACAAGGGUAUUCUACAAACAAUUGGACAAUAGCAGACACCUUACUUCCAAGUUGUAUCUUGACACUGGUUUAUUGGUUUGGAAUGGAAAUGGUAUUAAUGGGAAUGAAAAAAUCCAGAAGUUUUUAAUGGAUUUACCUGCCAGUAAUCAUGUGUUGAAAACUCUGGAUGCUCAACAUAUAAAAGAUAAUCUGGUAUCAAAUAAACUUACGUACCUCAUACAAGCCUGUGGUGACGUUACAUACAACAAUGAUCAGGUGAAAACACCAUUUCAACAGACAUUCCUCGUUGUUGCGAUUGAAGGUAAAUGGAAAAUUGCUUCAGAUUGUUUUAGGUUACAAGUGCCAUAUAGUAAUUGAAUACUUUUAGAAUAAAAUAAAGCACAGAAUACACUAAUGAUAAAAUAAAAACAUGUUUUGAAUGAA
Messenger RNA from Pararge aegeria (speckled wood butterfly), 642 nucleotides. RefSeq names its product NTF2-related export protein (gene Nxt1). NCBI's taxonomy places the organism in Eukaryota, Metazoa, Arthropoda, Insecta, Lepidoptera, Nymphalidae. Gene Ontology annotation, biological process: protein import into nucleus. The transcript has a single exon. Bases 160 to 576 code for a protein of 138 amino acids. Gene Ontology annotation, cellular component: nuclear pore central transport channel. The record is from RefSeq and is a predicted model, not a curated record.